Molecule: messenger RNA, 2314 nt
Organism: Argiope bruennichi
Lineage: Eukaryota; Metazoa; Arthropoda; Arachnida; Araneae; Araneidae
Exons: 3
Coding region: 673-2310 (545 amino acids)
Source: RefSeq, a predicted model, not a curated record
GAGUGUGCCGAUUCAUUAGUAUUCGUUCUUUGUUUCAAGAGGAAAGAAGGAUUAACGAUUGUCAGCGAGUGAUUCACUUUGAAGAAAACUCUUACAGGCCUUAUUUUUAUUUAUUUUCUUAUUUAAUCUCUUUAAGAAAAUUUGUUAUAAUUUUUUUCGUUUAUUUAAAACUAUUGUUUUUAAGAUAGUACUAAUUAGGGUUAAUAGUAAACGAGGAGUUUGAUUAGUGUUAUUUGAUAUUUUGUUUUUUCAUGUAAUAAGUGUAGCUAAAUUUAAUUGCAUAGCCUUAAAUAUUUAUUUCUCAUUGAUUGUUUGUCAUAUUUUUCUGUUUAAUUAUAGUGUUAAUUAGGGUUAAAUAGUGAGAGGAAUUUUACUAGUGCUUUUGUCAUUUUAUUUAUUGUCAUUCAUAAAUUUUUUUGAGUACAUUGUAUAGAAAUGUUUUUUAGUGACUAGUUAUUUAUUGUCUUACAGUAGAAAGUGUAUCAUUCAUGUGGUAGCUAGUAGAAUUUGGAAAUAUCUCAGUAUUGUAUUGACUUUGCUCUAUUUGAUCUUGGAUUAGCUUAUCUGUGUGCAUAUUAUUCAGAUAUUUAUUGCUAUUAGUCAUUUGUUAUAAGGAAAUCAGUUUAGAAUAUAUAACUGUGUCACAAUGAAUAUUCUUUGAUUGGAGAUUCGAUGAUUAAACGCUUGGAAGCGCAUUUAUCUGAGGAUUUGGAUGUUAUUUACCGAGGAACAACCAUUGAGAGGUUAACCAGUAGAAUUUCUAAAAUAAAGAAACACUAUGAUUGGAUUUUAGUGCAUGUGGGCACCAAUAACAUAUCAGUUGAUAGUGUAGAAAUAAUACUUCAAAAGUAUAGGUCACUGGCUAAUGAGAUUUUACGAGUCAAUCCAAAGGCAAGAAUUAUUUUCUCCAGUAUCAUUCCUAGAGAUUUUAAUUACUUUGAAAACGAUUACUGGAAAACUGUUGAAUGUAUAAAAAUCUUAAACCAUAAGAUUGAAGCUGUAAAUAAAGCAUUAGAAAAGUUGUGCCAUAAUGAAGAUGCUUUUAUCUUUUGCAGUUCUAACAAGCCAUCCUGGUCUGGUUUCCUGGGAAAAGAUGGUUUACAUCCUAAUAAAAGUGGUGAUCUUUGCUUGGCCAAUUAUUUCUGUAGGUUUUUAAAGAAAUGCAUUUCUUCAGAUAAUGCAUCUCGAAAGAGGAAAAAUUGCCAGUUGAUCACCUCGGGAUAUAUUUUGGAUUCUUUGGAGUUUCCUCCAUUGCCUUCCUGUGAUCAGCCUUCAUUUUUAUCAUCAGGGCCACAGCAUUCUGGUUCUGCUGUGCCUUGUAGCAAGGUACCAACUUUUGUUGACCCAGUUCCUUCAUAUGUUUCUUUUCCAUCAGCUUCUCAAAAGGAUCAAAAAUGCCAAUCAAUUGCUCCUAAAUUCAUUUUGGAUUCUACUGAGUUUCCUGCAUUGUCUUCCUCAAGGCAAUCUUCAUUUUUAUCAUCUUGGUCUAAACAUCCUGCUUCUUGGCCUUUGGCAUGGCCAUCUGUUUCAGCUUGUGCAGUCUCAACCGCUUCUUGCUCUCUUCCACCCUCUCCGCCUGUGCCUCGCUCUCUCCGCCUGUGCCUCCUACUCUCUCCGCCUGUGCCUCCUACUGGUCAUGUUCAAUUUCUUGUACCUAUUGUUUCUUAUAUGCCUAUGGUUCAGUUCUUGCCAUUCCAUUCUGUUGCCGUGUCCUAUCCUCCAUUUUAUGUACCUGUUGUUCCACCAUUUCUACCUGCUGCUGUUUCCUCUUUUCCAACAUGCAGUCAGUCAGUUGUUGCAUGCACUCUGCCAACCCACUCUGAACCAGAACCUGCUCGCACAUCCCCAGUCCACUCUGAACCAGAACCUGCUCGCACAUCCCCAGUCCACUCUGAACCAGAACCUGCUCGCACAUCUCCAGUCCACUCUGAACCAGAACCUGCUCGCACAUCUCCAGUCCACUCUGAACCAGGAGCUCCUCGCAUUUCCCCAGCCCAGUGUCGGCCAGCAUGUGCUUCUAACAAACUUGGAAAGGCAAGAAUUACUAAGAUAAGUAAAAAUAUUUUUUCAAAAUGUGACAAAAAUAUCUAUGAAAAUGUUAUUUGCAGUAUUCCUACAACAAAUAAAUUUGCAGUGUUACUAGAUGAUUGUAAAGAAGAAAAUAGGACAGAUAUAGUUUUGGCUCUAAAUUUAAAAAAAAUAAAUAUCACUGGAGGAGGUGCUCAAAAUUUCUCAUUCAAAGACUUGUUAUUAUUGUGGGAAAACUUACAUGUCCAAGUCAUUAUUUUCAAAACAUUUAAGAAAAUAUAAAUGU